AUGGAUGAAAGGCCCGUCUACGAGAGGGCUCUGUCCGAGUCCCAGCUGCUUGAGCAGCUUCCGAGGGAGAUUGCCACUCUCAUUCGGACUGCGUCGGGGACUGAAUACCUCCACGCGCUUGCGCUUGGCGCAUUACAACCGGAAUGUACAGAAAGCGCGUUCAGACUCUACGAACCGAUUUUUGUUGAUCUAGCAGCUCGAUGGCUUCGAUUGGAUACUCCUGCCGAUUCUAUUUCCAUAUUCUUGGCAUUUGCUCGAAUACUCCCAUUUGCGACCCAUUUGCGGCCGUUUGCCAGCCAAUAUGCCUUAUCACAGGCUGGACCUCUAUCGGCUUUGGCUGUGUCGGAGGAACUCUCGUUUCUCAAGCUGAAUAUCCCAAGCGCCCGUGCCUUACUCCUCGCUAUAUUUCGCCUUUUGUCGUUCGACCUUGAAACAUUCUCGAAAGCCGUUUCGCCGCUUCAACUUCAAUCCCUAUUCCAACACCACGACCGAGUUACAAGAUACCUCGCCGUGCGAUGCUUUGCACUAUAUAUGCAUGCUGCGGACGCAGCAACUGAGAAGAUGGUGCGAGUCAAUCUCGGGAAUGAGCCGAUUGCAGGGGAGUGGGAAGGCAUCACAGUUGACUACCGCGUUUUGGGGCUAUGGGAAGAGCGGCGAUGGGAGUCCCUGCAAAAACACAUGCAAAAUGAGAGAUUAUCACGGACAGAGUCGGAAACUUUGGCAUUGAUGAACAGGGCACAAGAAUCCUUCACGGCCAGAACUGCGGCAGUCUGUGGAGUUUUGAUUCCCAGAUUAAAAGAUGCGCCCCCAUCGUCAUUUUCCGUUGUCAAGACACCAACCGCCAUCACAAACUUGCGCAGAAUUGCGACUUCAUUGCUUGGAUUCAAGCCUAUCCUCCUGAUAGGCUUACCAAAUGCCGGGAAGACAUCUUUAAUCAACGAUGUUGCCGCCACCAUGGGCCAAGCCGAAUCCAUGGUUACACUUCAUUUGAAUGAGCAGACGGAUGCCAAGAGUCUGCUUGGCAUGUAUGCCACCUCGUCUGCCACCGGGUCGUUUGCCUGGCAGCCUGGUGUUUUGACCAAGGCUGCAAGGGAAGGCCGCUGGGUCUUGAUUGAAGAUCUGGAUCGAGCUCCAUCUGAGGUCCUCGGUCUCAUUCUUCCAAUCAUUGAGAGGGGGAGUUGA
Penicillium alfredii is the source of this 1182-nucleotide messenger RNA. Its product is annotated as Midasin. Gene Ontology annotation, cellular component: preribosome, large subunit precursor. NCBI's taxonomy places the organism in Eukaryota, Fungi, Ascomycota, Eurotiomycetes, Eurotiales, Aspergillaceae. Gene Ontology annotation, molecular function: ATP binding; ATP hydrolysis activity. Gene Ontology annotation, biological process: ribosomal large subunit assembly; rRNA processing. Bases 1 to 1182 code for a protein of 393 amino acids. The transcript has a single exon. The record is from RefSeq and is a predicted model, not a curated record.